This is a messenger RNA of Striga hermonthica, 510 nucleotides long. Lineage: Eukaryota; Viridiplantae; Streptophyta; Magnoliopsida; Lamiales; Orobanchaceae. The record is from the annotation of a GenBank genome assembly.
AUGGCUUCGGUUUCCGCUUUAUGCUCACCAAAUAUCCCUUCAUUCUGCUGGAAACCUAUAUCAAAAAACCUAGUUUUACGCCCAUUUGAAGUGGAUUUCCCUUGGUGCCCAGCCCGAACGAGUGCGAUAAAGACACAUUCAGACGGCACUGGCCCGACCUCGAAUGGGAGAGCGGAUUUGUUGAGAUGGCCAACGUCCUCGGACCUCGAUGACGAUGAUGAUCCAACUAAUGAGGCUGGGGAGAAGAAGGGAGAUGGUGACAUGUGGGUGGACUGGGACGACCAGAUUUUGCAGGACACUGUGCCCCUUGUUGCCUUUGUUAGGACAGUUCUUCACUCUGGGAAAUACGAAAGUGGUGAUAGAUUGAGUCCUCAGGAUGAGAAGACCAUUCUGGAGAAGCUACUUGCAUAUCAUCCAUCUUGUGAAAAGAAGAUUGGAUGUGGAGUUGAUUAUAUUACGGAUAAUAGACAUACUACAUCCACAUUUACACGAACAGAUAGCAUAAUCUAG